UCGCGUACGUACUUUCUUUAUUACCCGGACACGUCCGUCUGUGUAUCAAUGCCCCAGGGGCACGCCGGAGGGCGACAGGAGUACACAAUAUAGCAAACGCUAGUAUGAUUCAGCUCAAGGUGAUGUCUAGAGGUAGUGCACGUACUACAGCGAGUAGACAAAUCAAAAGUGUAGAUGACCGGAAACGUGUGUGUAUAAAACCCAGUGAGAAGAUGAAACAAAAGAAAUCACCGUGUAGAACAGCAUGGACGUGCAAGGCAAUGGCAAUGCUUAGUUAUCUAUUGGUGUUCUGUGCUGCAGUGAUAUCGUAUGCUCAUGUUUACACCAUUCCUACGUACACACGAAACUACUUAAUUAAAACAAGAGCAGCACUUACGUCACCGAAAAUGGAUUGUAAAGUUCUUGAAGCGACGAACCAUACUUCCCCGAGUUUACCUUUUGUAGACGAGGAGAUUGAGACUGGUGAGAAACCGAUGGAAAAGCUGCCUGUUAUAGUCAAACAUAAUAUUCGACUCCGGCGUGUUAAGAAACGUCGGAAACAAAAGAAGAAGAAACCAACUUUACAAGAAUUACAAGAAAACCUAAUACACACAGUCUCCGAACUACAAGAAUGGCAUUCAAACAUCACACGAUUACGGGAAAUAAGAAAUAAUAUUAUUCAGGACAACGGGACAUCCUUACUUUUCACACAGGAGAACACUGCUAUUGGCGAAAAAUACUACAGUACAUACUUCACCCGAGAAGUUGUAAUAGAUAGCGCAAAGAGGAGUUUAUUUCCCGAAGUGUCACCCUUUUCAAGCAGCGCCCCGGUGAAAACCUGUGCUAUAGUUGGCAAUAGUGGUAUCCUACACAACAGUAACUGUGGAACCGAAAUAGAUAGCCACGAUAUGGUCAUCAGGUCAAACCUUCCACCAAUUAAGAAGUACGUGAAAGAUGCCGGUAAAAAAACCAGCAUAACCAGUCUUAGUCCGAGUGUGCCUAUCGCGAGGUCCCGUCCAUCAAGAUUUCUCAAAGCACUGAAGGAAUACAGCGGAUAUAUAUUAUGGGUACCAAAUAGCAGUCGAAUGCAUUCCACUGACAUUGCGUUUAAUGUGACCCGAUUAAUACAGGAACACACCGAUCUAACUGUAUUGCAUGCAAAUGCUGUACACUUCGACAAAGUGAAGAAAUACUGGAAACUUAUAAAGAACAUGUCAACAGGCAUAAUGCUGAUGUCAUUGGGUGCGUGUUUUUGUGAUGAACUUCAUUUAUAUGGAUUCUGGCCUUUUGAGAUCAAUUCGCGAGGAGAGCCCGUAUCUAUGCAUUAUACGAACGACUUUAGUUGGUCUACAUUUCAUCACACCCAUGACUAUCCAUCGGAAUUCGACCUGCUCAUAAAACUUCACUCUGAAGGCGUACUCAAACUACACGUUAAUAGUUGUAAUACCGAUGCAUAGGGUUGCUCAACCAAUCAGAAGACUCCAUUGAAGAGCGUUAUGCAAAUGUAUCGACCUGCUUCCGGUUAUCACCUAAUUCGACUGACUGCGCUAGAGUGCCACGCGUGGUAAUUUCCACGAAGGUAAACUGUCACGUGACCUGUAUAACGACCGGAAGUCAGACCGACCGCCAUUUUUUCAACAUCGGAGCCACAGAUGCCAUUUCAAAAGAGAAACAUAAUUUACACAACAGUCUGCUCUUAUUACUUUCUCAGACCGCAUUAUUUGGUUUGUUAUGUAUGACGCAGUCUAUGUCUUACACCAAAUGUUAUAAUUCGCAAUGGGACAGGAAUUGUAAACAUUUACGUAUAUUCAGAUGAUAUCGAGUUUUAACAUCUUAGAGCGUCAUCAAAUCGAACUCAAUCGAACUAGACACAUACUGUAAAAUGACUAAUUUUCACUGGGUUUAAAUUUCACUGAUUUACCAUUUCAGGCAUAUUCGGUGGGUUUUAAAUUCACGGUUUCGUCAUUUAGAUAUUGUGUUCUAUGCUACAUUUUACAUAUUCACUGUGUUUUAAUUUAGCGCAUUUUCCAGUCAGCGAAAUAAGCUAAAUUAAAACCCAGUGAAUAAUUACUCCCUUUACAGUACGUUUCUAA
Saccoglossus kowalevskii is the source of this 2072-nucleotide messenger RNA. RefSeq names its product alpha-N-acetylneuraminide alpha-2,8-sialyltransferase-like. Gene Ontology annotation, molecular function: alpha-N-acetylneuraminate alpha-2,8-sialyltransferase activity. The record is from RefSeq and is a predicted model, not a curated record. NCBI's taxonomy places the organism in Eukaryota, Metazoa, Hemichordata, Enteropneusta, Harrimaniidae. Gene Ontology annotation, biological process: N-glycan processing; oligosaccharide metabolic process.